UUCUUUAAAAUGGCAUUAUUUACGUUUUUGUCUCAGAAAACAAAGAACAUGUUUUCUUAAUUAACAAUAUCCAUAUUCACUUUAAUUGACAAGUAUGAUCCACAAAGCAACCCCUAGCCACAUGUACUUUUUUCUCUCUCUUUUUAUUUCCUGCUUUAUGAAUUGUAUAUGUAUGUUUGUAUUUUGUGACUGUGACAUAUUUUACAUAUUUUUAUUUUUUUUUGUAUUAUAUGCUAAUUACAAAAAGACUUUGUGAAGAUUGUGUGCCACAGUGUUUUGUAGAUGGAAUUUGUUAAAUAUAACAAUAAUAAUAUUAAAAGACUACAAUUCCGGUCACGUGAUUCACAAACCCGGAAAUACAACGCCUGGUGACGGGAUGUUUUAAGUGGGCUAUAGGUAGGGGCGACAGUCGCUAUGUGAUGGUAUUGCAGACGUGUUAGUCUCGUUUAUUUUAUUUUGCCUGUCGCGCUCGUUGUUUUUACCUGUGCUGUCUGACUUUAUCAAAACGUUUCCGCGAGGCCGAGUCGUCGAAUUUGCGCCAACGUCUCCGUUUGUUUGAAUUCAUGGACAAAGACAAGUGUGGCGACAUCCCUGGUCAGUGCUCCUGGAUGGAGAUGCAUCAGUUCAUCGGUGAUCUCAUUACAUCUGGAAACAACUCCAAAAACCAGCAAGAUGCGGUCAAGUCGGCGUGGGGGGUGGCUGCUGGCGGAGGCGGUGUUGCGGCCACUUUGGGGUACAAGCCUGCUUCCCUGGAAACCCUUCAGGUCCCCCGACCCGCCCAGGGCAAGGCAGGGGUAGGGGCAGGGGCAGGGGCAGACCCGGGCAGACACAUCCAGUCCGGGGCAUCACAGAGGAAAGCGGCGGGCAGAGACAGAAGAGAGGCCGGGGGGAGCUCAGAUGUUCAUCAAGCUUGCACUUGCCCCGGCUGCCCUUACUCCAACACCUUUGAGACUUUGACGCCCAGACAAUCUGGAUCGGACGCAGCGUGUCAGCCCAAAGAUCUCAGCUGCUCGGGUCUGGUGAGCCUCAGCAUGUGCUUGCCGGACACCACCGUACCGAGCAGCACCUCCACGUCCGAGCUGGGGACCGGCCGGCAGCCGAGCGACGACGCCGACAGAGCAACUCGGGCGCAGGAGCAAAACUCGGACGCUCCUCCCACCAAAGUGUCUUCGGGAACUUUCCCUCACCUCCCCGUGUUUCCCUGCUUGUGCGUCCACCGCGGCCUGCAGACCUGCGCCCAGAUCCUGAGCCAGCAGGAAGGCGCGGACUCGCCGCUCUCCCACACCCACGCCCACCAUCACUUCCACCACCACCACUGCCCCUUGACGUCCUGUCUGACCUGCCCCCACCCUCCGCAGCUCUCCGGUCCCUUCCCCUGCCUGUCCUGCUCUUUGCCCGCCUGCACUCAGGUGUGCCACCACCAGCACAGGCAAACGCAGCAGCAGGAGGAGGGACGGGGCCGGACGAGCUCGACGCUGCUCUCGCUGCAUCCCUGCAUGCACUGCUCCGCCACCUUUUCCAGGCCGUCCCAGCUGCUGCAGCACCAGCGCUCCGAGCACGCCCACAAGCCGUCCGGCUUCCUGUGCACGGAGUGCGGCCGGGCCUUCAACUCCCACAGCAACCUCCGCAUACACCUCAACGUGCACACGGGCGCCCGGCCCUACACCUGCUCGGACUGCGGGAAGAGCUUCAGUCAGUCGGGAGCCCUGAAGAUCCACAGGCGGAUUCACACCGGCGAGAGGCCGUACUCCUGCGGCUUCUGCGGCAGGGGGUUCCCCCACCUGGCGGGCGUCCGCGCCCACCAGAGGACGCACACGGGGGAAAAACCCUACCGCUGCAACCAGUGUGGGAAGUGCUUCACCCAAUCGGGAGCCCUCAAGAUCCACACCCGCAUCCACACGGGAGAGAGGCCCUUCAUCUGCAGCCUGUGCGGGAAAGCCUUCUCCAACCGCUCGGGGAUCCGCUUCCACUACCGCACGGUCCACGGGCUGGCCCCGGAACACACCGGGGAGGCAGGGGCCGGGUACCGGGGGCCUGCGGGUCGCGGGUGUCCACCGGGUCGUCCCAGGACUUUACCUUCGACGACCGUCGGGCUCAACAUGGCGAGCAUCUCGGAGGACAACUCGCACGCGGCUCCGAACUCUCGAGAUUCUUCCGAGUUGAACGCCGCUCUUUCCGGCUCCGCUGCCCUCGGUGGAAAUGAGCACAAAUCUCAGUCGGAGGGAGCGAACCCGGGCAGUCACAGGGAGGGACUCCUGUAUGCGUGCGAGGACUGCGGCCUGCGCUUUAAAGACGCCCCGUCCAGGAACAGGCACCAGACUCUGGCGCACUACUCGCACGAGGGGGGAGAGGAGGAUGAGGAGGAAGAGGCGGAGGGGCAGAGGAAAGAGUUCCGCACAAAUGAGAGGGUCCAAGAUAACUAGUUGUUGGUCAAGAUCAACAGGCUGACUGUCCGGGCUGUGGAGUGAAUAACUUCUGACACGCUGAAAUUAUUUGUGUAGAAUGUAGAUUUUAGUUGAACAUUACUUCUUGUCAAAUCAGAAAGUCUUUGAUGGUGCACUUUUUCUUCUUUUUUGAACAACUGUAAUGACUUUUCAGAUAGAUUUCAACGAGAAACUUCUUUCUUUCGCCACAGCAUCAUAGACGUAUCCCGUUCGUGCAGAUGUGUCUCUCCUACAUGUCGUCCAUGUAAGUCCAACCUAACAUAACUCGAAGCACUUGCACCAAUCACACGCCAAGUCAGCUGGUGUUUUUGUUAAUAGAACUGAUUUAUUGUGCCUUAUUCAGCAGCGGGGGAGGACGUAGUUCCCCCGUGUUGUGUCAAGCUUAUUGAUGCCUUCCUACAACUUUGAAAAUUUGAGGGGCAUUUAGUAACAUUUCCUUGGAGGAAUUAAGAACUGCCACCUGAGCUUUGUAAUAAAAAAAAAAACUACAAAUUUCAAAUCUGUUCUGUAUUUCACUGUGAACAGAAAUGUUAUACAAGUUUAAAUUAUUUAGUAAUUUAAUCCAUUUGAAUCUAUAUUUCAUAUACAGAAGUCAGUGAAUCCAGUGCACUUUGCAUAAUAUAGAAUUAUAUAAUUAAAAAACAAAAACAAAGGUUUGAAGGCCCCACACUGGAAAAGUUACACGACUUAAACUUCUAAAAAGGAAACACUGUCUUCCUCUGGUGUUCAAUUGAGUACAGGACGUCCCUUGCUCAAGGAUACCGGAGUCAGUUGAAUCUCUCGUCCAUGUUGCCAGCUGUGCCUCUCUGUUGGAUUUCAAUCCAGCCUUUUUAUUGUUGGCAUAUGUUGAACUGAAAAAUGCUCAGAUAAUCGUCUGAAGAAUGACAACCAGCAAACACUAACACACCCAUCAGUGAUAACGUGCGAAGCUCACCGGAGCCACCUAGUGGUCAUAAGUAGUCACGACAACACUCCUUGAUACAGCGUACCAUUUAUAGUGCUUCUUAAAUGUUUUCUUUUUGUUACAAAAAGUGUUGAAAUUACACACAAAUACAAUAUUAUGUGAGGACAACGACAUAUACAGUCCGUUUUUAUGCUUCAACCUGUUAAAUACAUUUAACAAGUAUACAUUUCUGUGUUUUCAGAAAGUGCAUUUUGUGAUUAAACAUCAAUAAACAGUA
Mugil cephalus (flathead mullet) is the source of this 3625-nucleotide messenger RNA. RefSeq lists its product as uncharacterized. Bases 564 to 2423 code for a protein of 619 amino acids. Gene Ontology annotation, cellular component: nucleus. Gene Ontology annotation, molecular function: DNA-binding transcription factor activity, RNA polymerase II-specific; RNA polymerase II transcription regulatory region sequence-specific DNA binding. The transcript is spliced from 2 exons. The record is from RefSeq and is a predicted model, not a curated record. Lineage: Eukaryota; Metazoa; Chordata; Actinopteri; Mugiliformes; Mugilidae. Gene Ontology annotation, biological process: regulation of transcription by RNA polymerase II.